This is a messenger RNA of Chara braunii, 3730 nucleotides long. The record is from the annotation of a GenBank genome assembly. Lineage: Eukaryota; Viridiplantae; Streptophyta; Charophyceae; Charales; Characeae.
GGGUGGUAUGGAGGACAUAAAUCUAAGCAUGAAGUAGGCUUGUGGUAAGGAGCAAGAGGAAUUUCAUCCGUACGCUCUUGGGGUGCGACAUGGCAUCAUGUGGGGAGGCGAUGAGUAACCACAAUGGAGACGAGCAUGGAAGCGAGGUAGUGCUGACGGAUGCUUCUCAGCAGCAUGCAGAAGAAGCCCAUGCAUCACAGCUGCAUGAAGCGGGCAAGCUGCUGACCGAUAAGGAGCAUCAUCAACCCCUGAGCAAUCAAGUGUCAGAUUCCACAGGUCAGGGAAAGCAAUCAAAUAGGAAUUUGCAGGGUCCAGAUGAUCCGGUUGCCCCAGAGCAAGGUACCCUGGAUGGGGGCAGAGAGAGCACGCAGGCUGUGUGGCAGAAUACGCUGCAGCAGAUCAGGAUUCGGAACAGCAGCAGCAGCAGCAGCUUGGCCAUGGGGCUAGGAGGGUUGAAUUGGUGGUUUCCCAGCAACACUCCUUGGAAGACCAGAGUCAACCUGUGUCUGCCUCCUUGCCUUCUCUUUCUCUUCACGCUCAGCUUCCUUCAGCUCACUCCUUCACCCCCACCUCCUGCUCCUCCUGUUGGGUAUAUUUCCCAGUUGCAGCUGCAGCAGAAGCACCAGUGUGACCCACAAGGUUUCCCUGAGCAAUCCCAAUCUCAGCCGUCGAGGAUGCUUAGCACAGCUUCACCGUCGAGUGCUGGCUCAUCUGUUGUCUCUUCUAUGGCAUCAGCAGUGGUGCCGCCAAGCUCGCUAAAGAAGCCACGGCUUUCUUCUCUCUUGGAAGGGGAAUCGAUUCGAGGAGCAAGUGCCCCAGGGAGCUCAGGGACGGCAUCGAUGCAGGCUGGUUAUUUGCAAGGAUUUCCGGCAACAACUUCAGGGCUAGUAACCCUGAGCCAGUCACCUAUGCCAGGCAAUAGCUCAUCUGCUGCAGCUUCUGUUCCUCUCACAUCUAUCCAAGGUCAGAGCAGAAUCCCUGAUCCAAGUCGUCACGAGGGAUUACUUAUGGACCCAACGCCCAAAGGAGAGGGUCAUUCGGAAUCGAGUUCAUGGAGGCCCGUCUCAGCGCCCUUGGCGAUGUCCACAGGGGCCAGCCCAACGGUACAGCAAUCUUUCAAUACUUCUGCACGGGUGACUGGUGCUGUAGUGCCUUCUGCACCAACAGGGAUGUCUGCUGCCGCCUCUAUUCCACUCUCAGGUGUGGAGACCAACCCUGCAAUGAAGGGGACCUCAACUAGAAGACCUUUAACAUCUAUCAGCACAGUUCCAAGCCUGCAUAUACACCCCCAGCAGCAGCAGUCGGCUCCUUUAGGUCGACAGGAGUCAGGUCAAGAGCAGCCAGAUCAACAACCCAAGGAUACCACAUCAGUACAAGAUCAGUGCCUCAAAGUUUUGCCGUCCAAUCAGCCUUCUCCUCUUUCUCAGCAUACAGCUGCUCACUUGCCUGUGCAGCAGCAGCAGCCUCUGGCAUCACAGCAGCCUGUUCCUCCUUCACUGCAGGCGCAAAGCAAGCCCUCUCAGGAAUUCGCUGCAGUGAAACAGCUGGUGAAGGAUCUCAGCGAGCAUCUGAAGCAGGAUGGAAGUGACAGAUCACAUGCUGCAUAUGUGCAUGGUGUACAAGCUGUUGCUUCAGUCUCAGGUGGUCCAUCAGCGGGGGUCUCCACUAUGCCGCAGAUGCAAUGUCUGAAGAGAGGUCAGGUACAAGGGCCUGCUGUAGCAAAACAACAGCAGGUCCAUCAGCAGGCACAGACUAUGGGCAACGCCUCCACAGAGGCAGCAGCCGCAGAAGCAGCCAGUCUGCAACUGAAGUCGAAGCAGUUAUCCUUCCAUCAGCAACCCAUGCUUAGUCAGCUGCGGCAACAGGGGACACCAAGCCAGAUUCCGGGCGAAGCAACGACUGGUGAAAAUGCACCGAUGCGACCAUUCCCAGGGCAUCAACCAGGUGGAAUCGGAUCCGUUCAACCUCAGCCACAGCUCACAACAUCAGCACUUGGUAAUCAGCUGCUAUCAGUGAUUCUUGCAACCCACCGGCAGGAUGCAGCAAGUGUGCAAACACAGCAGCAGCUGCUGCAACAGCGCAGUGUCAAGCAGCAGGCUGGAUUAGGGCAGUCGAAAAAAAUAUUUCAAAUCGAACAGCAACAGCCGCAACAACAAGCGGUAGGGAAGGCUGAUCAGCAACUGACGGCUGGUCUGAAAGUGCAUGGUUUUCCAAGUCAGGGACAGGACAAACCGUCCGAGCAGCCACAGGUAGAAAAGGCAGGAGAAGUCCCGAAGCCUGAUCAGGCCAACCUGCAUCCUCAAGCCCAAGUCACACCGCGCCCGAUAUCUUUUUAUCCUGCUGAUGGUUUCCAAGGACUAUCAGAAACCAUGAGGGAUCCACAACAAAGUGAGGUAGCGGCAGGCCAACGCCAACCUCAACAUGGAGUGAGUCAGCAGCAGGGAAAGGGCCUCAAUGUCUCAGUAUCUCAACAAGCAAGACCUGUUCUGGCGAUGUCAUUCUCGAGAUUUAUGUCAGGAGGAGGAGGAUCUCAGCAACAACACAAGCAGCACCAACAACAUUUGUUGCCCGUGGCCCACCCAUCUCAUGCUUCGCACCAGAAAAAUCCACGAGGCGGUUCUCAAGGUGGUGUAGGUGGUGCUGGGCUGCAUGGCAGAACACAAGCUGGAGGCCAGGGUGUUGCGGCAACACCCCAGAGCGAUGAUGCAAGCCAGGCAGAGAUCCUAGGCAAGAGGAGCAUUCAAGAACUGCUUGCACAGAUUGAACCUUGUGAGAGGUUGGACCUGGAUGUGGAGGAUGUCCUCCUUGAGAUUGCGGAUGACUUCAUUGAAACAACAACAACUUUUGCAUGCGCUUUAGCACGCCAUCGAAAGUCAACAAUGCUAGAGGCAAAGGACAUUUUUCUACACUUGGAGCGAAACUGGCACAUUGUUAUUCCUGGGUUUGCUGGGGAGGAAUACCGACCUUAUCGUCGGGCACCUGUCAGUGAGGCACACAAACACCGGCUGUCGCUUGUGAGAAAGUCACAGAGCAUGCACACCCACCAUGAUGGAACCACGGGAGCCAAAGUUCUGGGUUCCUUGGGCGCUACCGGGGGGGGCGGUGGGGGCGCAGCUGGGGCUACUCCCUCCUUGGUUCCAUCUCUAGGAGGAGGAGGAAGAGCCGGUGGCCCCAGUGCGGGCGCUUCUCCUCCUGGAAAAUCUUUCCAGGGCGGGAUGGGCACUGGGCACACCUCUUGAGGAGCAGUUACCAAGUCUCUGUCGCCAGCUGCAAAGGUGGCUCGCUUAUCUUGAGAACAUCGUACAUGUAGAACAGGAGAGAGAGAGAGAGAGAGAGAGAGAGAGAGAGAGAGAGAGAGAGAGAGAGAGAGAGAGAGAGAGAGAGAGAGAGAGAGAGAGAGAGUUAGAGAGUUUCGGAUAUUGCAGAAUCUCUACACUCGUAGUACAGCGUACCUUAUCCGGUGUGCAAUCCAUGCGUUUUAGAACUCGAUGCAAGCAAGCACCAUAGAGGGGGGAAAUAAGGCUCCAUGAGAAAGUCUGAGGAGGUACAAAUAUCUUCAUUGUCCACUACCGUCUUCACCCGAAUAGAACACCCGGUCAUUAUCGCUGUAUCUGAAUUGAAAGUUGCCCCAAAUACACAGACUUAAUGACCGGGCAUUCUAUUCAGGUGAAGACGGUAGGAGGGAAGGAAAUCUGAGCGAGUCUCUGUUUAAUCAAGCAUUGGCCACAGA